AUGUUUAAUUUCGAAGAGGUCCAACUACAGUUCCAGAUCCAAUCGCCCAUACAAAAGCUUCUUGUGAAAGGCAAUGUGCUUUAUCUAGUGCUCAUAAAUGGUUUAGUGUACCGGAUAUAUCUAGACAACCCGGAGAAGGUAGAUAAGAUACAGGUGGAUUCCAACAACGUAACCGUUGCGAACGCUUACUUGGACCCCUACGGUUACCAUUUGGUGGUCCAAACGACUAAGAAUGAAUACUUCUACCUGAAUAUCCACUCUGUUCAGUUUAAGUCAUUAUCGAAACUCAAGGGAAACUCCGUCUGUUCAUUUGUGUUUUUUAGUUCACAUGUCACAAAGAAAAAUACGGGCCCAAUCCUUGUGGGAACCACCACUGGUAUCAUUAAUGAGUACAGAAUAGAGCAGAACAAAGAGAGAAGCUUUAAGCAGCUAUGGAGAGGAAAAGAUACAUUAACGGCCAUGUACGCUACACAAGACGAGAAGGACAUAGUAUCACUUGUUGUUCACCUGGGCGAGCGAAAACUUGCGCGAUUUCAAGGUUCACUUGGAGACUCGUUGCUAAAUAACAACCCUUUACUGUUGUCUUUUGGCGUUAUCUCCGUGUUCACUGCUAAUGAGUCGACAUUUGCAUUCAUUGAACAAACAGACGAUGGCAGCUCACGUUUGGUGAUUGGUGAUUUGGCCUUUCAAACUCGCAACGAACUUCAACGAUACGAAAUUUCGACAGCCGAUUACAAAAGUCUGCUUCUCACCAAGUACCAUUUGAUUGCAUCUUCUCGAAAUGAGAUGGUAAUUUUCAACCAGCUAAAUGGAAAGCAGGUAUCGCAAGAACACUUGAUUUUUGAUGUCUCCGAUACGACGGCUGACUAUCGUAUGCAAACUUAUUGGGUAUAUUCCUCUUCGACUAUUCACGAGUUGGUGGCAGACGAAGAACACUCAGAUGUUUGGAAGGUGAUGAUGGAGAAAAAAAUGUAUGAUAGUGCAUUACAAUUAGUCGGAAGUGACCAGCUCAAACGCGAUAUUGUGCUCAUAAAUAAGGGCUACGAUUUGCUCGAGAAUGGAGAUACAGACGAAGCAGCCAGAGUUUUGGCAAACACCUCGGAGUCCUUUGAGCAAGUGGUGCUAAAGUUCAUGAAAAGCCCAAGCCUGCUAGUGUAUUUGGGAGCUAAGCUCAACAAACUACCCAAAUCAAUGUACAUGCAGCGUGUCAUGCUGACCAGCUGGAUGGUGGAGCUUUAUGUGAAGAAAAUCAACUCUGGAGAGUCUCCUGACCUUGAAGGGUUUUUGAAACAAUACCAGGACUCGGUCGACAAAGAAACGGUUUAUCAGAUAUUACUUUCCCAUAACCGGAAAGAAGAGCUAGUGCGAUUUUCUUUGAUGAAAGAAGAUUACUCAUUUUUGUUGAAAUAUUACCUGAACUUACAGCAGUGGGACAAAGCACUGCAAAUCUUGUCCAAGGAACAAAAACCAGAACUUAUCUACAAAUGUGCAACAGCAUUACUUAUCAACUAUCCGGCUAAAACCGUGGACUUAUGGCUGCGUCUGGUGGAUGAUUUGGACUUCAGGAAGUUGCUUCCAGCCUUAUUGACAUACAAUAAGUCCAUAGCCCUAGGACACGGGAUUGCUCCUAAACACAAUCAAGCGCUCCGCUUUUUGAAUUUUCUUGUUAAAGAGAAACAAAUCAAAGACAAACUCGUGCACAAUACACUUCUCUCGCUGUUGGUGACUUAUCCGUCGGAUGAUGAGAAGCUGGUAUUGAAUUAUCUCGAAAGCAGAUCAAAGACUCUUUUCAACCGUGAAAAAAGUUACGAGGUGCUAUUCGAUGCAGACUUUGUACUUCGACUGUGUUUUGAGUACAACAAAAUUAAGAGCGCCAUUUUCAUCUACUCCAUGCUAGAAGAUUACGAAAGUGCAGUUUCGCUAGCCUUGAAGCAUGGCCUGAUCGAGUCUGCUAUCCUCGUCGCAGACAAGCCCAAUCCAUCGUUAGAACGCAAAAACUUGUGGCUUCAAAUAUCGACCAUUCUGAUUCAAAGAACGGUUAACAAUCAGCCUGUGGCUUUGGAACUUGGGGAGGGCAAUAAGAUCCGCAAUUUGCUGAGCUACCUGAUGAAGAAAUGCGAUCUUUUGACGAUGAAAGACCUGCUUCCUUUAUUCCCUGACUUCGUGAUCAUUGACGACUUCAAGGACGAGAUAGUGCGCUCUCUGGAGUCGCUUUCAAAUGAUAUGGAGAAUCUAUCAACAGAAAUGACGGCAUCGCUACACCAAUCAGAAAAAAUCAGUCGCAAGAUGGAAGAAUUCCAGCAAGAUAGAUUCCAGAUCAUUGAGCCAAACGAGUCGUGUGGUCUUUGUGGCAAGAUCCUUGUUAUUCGGAAAUUCAUUGUGUUCCCAUGUCUACAUUCGUUCCACCAAGAUUGCUUAGUGAGAGAAAUAUUGGAGUCCACUGAUUAUAAAUCUAAAAAUGCUAUUUACAAGCUGCAAAAAAGGCUUUUAGCAGCAAAGGGUAACAAACCAAUGAUGGAGGAGCUUAAACAGGAGAUAGACCAGUUAUUGUCUGCUAAGUGCUGUCUGUGCAGUGAUAUCAAAAUCAACAGUAUCGAAGAGCCGCUAGUCAAAAGUGCUGAUAAAGAGCAGAGCGCAUGGCUUUUGUGA
This is a messenger RNA of Ogataea parapolymorpha DL-1, 2649 nucleotides long. Its product is annotated as Vacuolar membrane protein PEP3. The transcript has a single exon. Bases 1 to 2649 code for a protein of 882 amino acids. Lineage: Eukaryota; Fungi; Ascomycota; Pichiomycetes; Pichiales; Pichiaceae. Gene Ontology annotation, biological process: intracellular protein transport; organelle fusion; endosome organization. Gene Ontology annotation, molecular function: protein-macromolecule adaptor activity. The record is from RefSeq and is a predicted model, not a curated record. Gene Ontology annotation, cellular component: HOPS complex; endosome.